AUGUUGGCUAUCACGAAGAGAAUGAUGAGCACCGAUGUGCGGUCGCGAAUACUGCUAAGCAGCUUAAACGGGGAUAUGCCGGACGCACUGGCGCUGCUGCGUCAGCAGCAGCAGACCAGUGUAGAUGUAGAGCUGCUGCACACGAUGCUAGCACGAGCUGCUGCGCUUGCGCAUGCCGACACCAUAGCAUACAUGUGGUACCAGCAUGUAAUGCCACGCCGACUGCCAGUAGAGGGUCGGCUGCUGUGCGACAUGGCUGGCGUAGCAUUACACCAGGACAAGCUCUUCUUGCCUGCGCAGUUCCUGCGGCACUACCAGGCGAUGAACCGCGACCGUGCCACUAGCCCAGAAGAUGAAAUGGUCGAGUAUGAGCUUAGACGAGUCAAAGUCGAAGCAUUUGCGCGUGGUACAAUAUACACCACGGCACUCAGGGAAAAGUGGAAGGUAUUCUUGCAGGAGAUGGAUACGCUACCGGGGCGGCCGCCCUUAAGGCUGCGCGACUUCCCGCAAUUGACCAGGGCUAUGGGCAUAGCCCUUGCGCAGCAGGAAGAGCAAGUGGCAGCACUGGCAUUGUUUGGACGACAGCCCCUAGUGAUAAAGAACGAAUGGUCGCUGCCGCUCCUAUUGGCUGGUGUCCUAUGGCAUGUUCCCGGCCCAGCACAAGCGCGACGUGUGCUGGCGGAGUUCCGUCAAAGUUAUCGCGGGCUGCCGCUGUUGGAUGCCGAAAUGGUGAUAAAGAGAAGAGGAUUUGAGAUCAACACGUGA
Messenger RNA from Saccharomyces paradoxus, 765 nucleotides. It is a transcript of the gene PET122, whose product is annotated as Pet122p. Lineage: Eukaryota; Fungi; Ascomycota; Saccharomycetes; Saccharomycetales; Saccharomycetaceae. Bases 1 to 765 code for a protein of 254 amino acids. Gene Ontology annotation, cellular component: mitochondrial inner membrane. Gene Ontology annotation, biological process: positive regulation of mitochondrial translation. Gene Ontology annotation, molecular function: translation initiation factor activity. The record is from RefSeq and is a predicted model, not a curated record. The transcript has a single exon.